Lycium barbarum (goji berry) is the source of this 2565-nucleotide messenger RNA. RefSeq lists its product as uncharacterized. Lineage: Eukaryota; Viridiplantae; Streptophyta; Magnoliopsida; Solanales; Solanaceae. The record is from RefSeq and is a predicted model, not a curated record. Bases 1 to 2565 code for a protein of 854 amino acids. The transcript has 8 exons.
AUGGAGACUUUUCAGGAUGCUACAGAAUUAGACUCUUUCAGAAGAAGAUCGGGACAUCAAUCAACUCUUACUAAUUGCACAGGCAAGAUUUGGUUGUUUGUCAUAGAAGAAUGGGAAGUUCACUUAGUUGAGAAUCAUGAUCAACAUCUGACAGUAAGGGUAGUACAUCAACAGACAAGGCAGGAGGCUUUAGUCUCAGCGGCAUAUGCCUCUUGUGAUGCAAGCAUAAGAAGAAACUUAUGGGAUUCUAUGAUUCAUUUAGCAGGACAAUGGCAAAUUCCUUGGCUGGUGGGAGGUGAUUUUAAUAUGGUUUUGUUUGAUGAAGUGAAGUUAGGUGGUUUGCCAGUUUUGUUUCAAGAGACUGAAGACUUUGCAGCUUGCAUAAAUGACUGUCAUUCAUGCAUAAAUGACUGUCAUUUAUAUGAUCUGGGAUAUAUAGGCAGCACUUUCACAUGGUGGAAUGGCAGAUCAGAUGCAGCUACUAUUUUUAAGAGAUUAGAUAGAAUCUUGAGCAAUCAGAAGAUGAUAGAUCAGGCCCCUCAAAUGACUGUCACUCACCUGAUCAAAAAAAGGCUCAGACCAUCUCCACUUGAGUUGCAGAUAAGGCAAGAAACUGCGAGGAUCAUCAAGCCUUUCAAAUUUCUAAAUUUUUGGAUUCAUCAUGCUACUUUCAAUCAGGUUGUCUUUGAAAAUUGGACAGCAGAUUUUGCAGGAAAUCUUUUUCUAAUUUUUCAGCACAAACUAAAAAAGUUGAGGAGAGGACUGGUGGAAUGGAGUAAGGAAAGUAUGGAUCUAGUAGCUCAGUUGGUUGGAUACCUAAACUCUCACCUUGUUGGUGAGGAAGAGGUGAUUCUUGCACAUGAAUCUCAGUUUGAUGCUGAUCCUUCAAUGGAGAACAGAGCUCAGUUGCAUAGAGUGUGGCUAAGUACUAAUCAAGAUAUUACAGCUGAGGCAGUUAACUUCUAUAGCAGACAAUUUGCUGCUGAUAGAUGUCCUGAUGAUUUUAACUUAUUAAAGCAUAUUCCAAUAGUUAUUACUGAGGAGCAUAAUCAUGAACUAGUGGAAUUACCUUCUGAGGAGGAAAUCAAAUCAGCUAUUUUUGGACUUAGUGGGGACAGUGCAAGUGGUCCUGAUGGUUUCACUGGCUGUUUUUUUCAACAUUGUUCGAACAUAGUGGAGGAGGACAUUAUCAACAUGGUAAGAUCCUUCUUUGUUGGAUAUGAACUUCCCAAGUUCAUUGCUCAUACAAACCUGGUACUCAGGAAGUUUGGCUUCAGUGAAAUUGUUAUUGACAUGGUGUUUAGGCUGGUUUCAAGUAAUUGGUACUCAGUGCUCAUAAAUGGCCAAACACAUGCAAAAGUUCUCUCUAGAAGUUUAAAUGCACUUUUAGAAAAGGACAGAUUCAAACCAUUUGGCAUGCCUAAGUGGAGUCCUCUUAUUAAUCAUCUCUCAUAUGCUGAUGAUACCAUAUUAUUCUUGUCUGCAGAGAAAGAAUCAGUUAAGCUUAUGAUGAAGAAAAUUCAGCAAUAUGAAGAAGUGUCUGGACAAUUAGUCAACUUGAAUAAGAGUGUUGUCUAUGUUCAUCAUAAAGUUUCUCACACUAUGGUUAGAAGAAUAAUGGGAAUUACUAAGAUCAGAAAGGGAUCCUUUCCUUUUACUUAUCUGUGUUGCGCAAUAUACUAUGGAAGAAACAAGAUUGCAUAUUAUGAUGACAUAAUAAAGAAAAUUGGCAGAAGAAUACAAUCUUGGAAUGGGAAGAUGCUGUCCUAUGGUGGAAGGGCUGUAUUGAUUUCAAAUGUCCCGCAGAGUAUGCCUUUGCAUAUUCUUUCUGUUAUGAGCCCACCAAUUGGAGUGAUCAGACACAUACACAGGCUUCCGGCUAGAUUUUCCUGGAAUUAUAAAAGUGAUACAAGGUGCAGACACUGGAUCAAAUGGGAGGCUGCUUGUCUGCUAAAGGAAGAUGAUGGCCUUGUUCUUGACAUGUCAAAUGCUUUGUUCUGCAAAUUAUGGUGGAGCCUAAGAACAAAGCCUUCUCUAUGGGCUUCAUUCAUGAUAACAAGUGCCUUAUAUCAUUUUGUGGAAGAAAAUCAUGCAGAAGAGGAGAUUGAAGUGAAACAGUUUAAUAGUGGAGGAGAAUGGAAUUUGAGUGCUUUGAGGGAACAACUUUCUGAGGAUAUUGUUCAACAUAUAGUGCAAAAUAUCUCUCCACCAGUAGAUACAUUGCCUUUAGACAAAACUUGGUGGAUGUUGGAACAAAAUGGUAUCAAUAUUGAAGGCUUGCAGCUUAGUCAAGUGAUCAUAAAAUGCUGGAAACAUGAUGGACCUGCUAAGGUUCAUAAAACUAUUUGGCAACUGGUGAGGGUCAAGUUUUCAAGACUAGCUCAUGUGCCACCAGGAUGGCCAGAGUUAGUGGAUUGCUUAGAAACAUGGAGGCUAGUUUUGCAUUACAAGAAAAUCAUAUGUCAAGAACCAGCAGAGGGACACAUAAAGAUCAACACAGAUAGAGCUAUUAGGGGUAAUACAGGACCAAGUUCUUAUGGCUUUUGUUGCAGAAAUCACAAUUGA